Molecule: messenger RNA, 1041 nt
Organism: Diversispora eburnea
Lineage: Eukaryota; Fungi; Glomeromycota; Glomeromycetes; Diversisporales; Diversisporaceae
Source: the annotation of a GenBank genome assembly
AUGUUGAACAAACGUAUCGUUGUGCUUGGCGCAGGUGUCUCAGGAUUAACCACGGCUACUUUGCUCUUACAACAAGAAAAAGCGAUUAAAGUUCAUAUAGUUGCAAAGCAUUUUCCAGGAGAUUUAUCUGGCGAAUACACGAGUCCUUGGGCUGGUGCACAUUGGAGGAGCCAUGCUGCGAAAGAUAAAAUCAGAGAGCAAGAAUUUGAUAGAGAAACCUAUAACUAUUUUUGGAAAAUUGCUAAUACACCAUAUUCUGGAGUCAUGAUUAUUGAUGAGUUUGAAUAUUGGGAAAAACUUCCACAAGAUUUCUCCGAUCCGUGGUUCAAAACAUUAUGUCAUGAGUAUCGACAUUUAAGAAAAGAGGAGCUGCCAGUUGGUGUCGAAUUUGGAUUCACAUACAAAUCAAUUUCUAUUGAUCCAUCAACCUACCUUAACUAUCUUCUCAAUAAUUUCACCUCUUUGGGUGGUACCACACAACGUGCCAACUUAUCUCACUUAAAUGAAUGUAUCGAUAGUGAUACCGAUAUUGUGGUCAAUUGUUCGGGCAUUCAUGCCAGAACAUUAGGUGGUGUCGAAGAUUCUGACGUUUUUGCAGCGAGGGGCCAAACUGUGAUCGUACAAUUACCUCAAUCAUAUAUGAAUUGGGCUUUUUUUAAGCGAGAGGCUAAUGGAGAAAGUACAUACGCAAUACCGCGCGAUAAUGGAGAAGUAACUCUUGGUGGGACUUAUGAAGAAGAUAAUUAUUCGACAGAUGUUGAUUAUGACGCCGCUGCAGCAAUUAUUCAUCGAUGUCUCGCCACUCGUCCGGAUCUCUUGCCAAAGGAUCAACCUCACCCAAUCAUCAAGAUGCACGGAGUUGGUCUUCGACCUUGUCGUAAAGGUGGCGUAAGGGUUGAGACCGAAUGGACGACUUCUGAAAAAUUCGGCAAAAAAAUACUCAUUUGUCAUAAUUACGGUCAUGGGGGGUCUGGAUAUGAAUCGAGUUAUGGUACUGCUCAAAGUGCGUUAAAAAUCAUGAAAGAAAUUCUACAGAGUUAA